Messenger RNA from Cryptotermes secundus, 2224 nucleotides. It is a transcript of the gene ebi, whose product is annotated as F-box-like/WD repeat-containing protein TBL1XR1. The transcript has 11 exons. Gene Ontology annotation, cellular component: histone deacetylase complex. Lineage: Eukaryota; Metazoa; Arthropoda; Insecta; Blattodea; Kalotermitidae. Gene Ontology annotation, biological process: regulation of transcription by RNA polymerase II. The record is from RefSeq and is a predicted model, not a curated record. Bases 99 to 1586 code for a protein of 495 amino acids. Gene Ontology annotation, molecular function: protein binding; transcription corepressor activity.
CCUUGAGCUGUGGCUGAAAUUUUGUUUUCACCGUAUUGAAAAGAAAACAGAUAUAUGAGCAAUUGAUAAGAUUUCUGAUGUCGCAAUAAACUAUUUUGAUGACUGUGACAAUGAGUUUUUCAAGCGAUGAGGUUAAUUUUCUUGUUUACCGAUAUCUCCAAGAGUCAGGUUUCCAGCAUUCAGCCUACACAUUUGGUAUUGAAUCGCACAUUUCACAGUCUAACAUUAAUGGAGCUCUAGUACCCCCAGCUGCCCUUCUCAGUAUACUUCAAAAAGGAUUGCAGUAUACUGAAGCAGAAAUAAGCAUUGGAGAAGAUGGAACAGAGCAGCGUUUAGUGGAAAGUUUGUCUCUGAUUGAUGCAGUAAUGCCUGAUGUAGUUGCAAGUCGUCAGAAUCAGCAGAAUCAACAGAAACAGCAAAUUGUUAAAACUGAAAUGCAAGACACAAAUGGUGAAGAAGCGGUGACAUCAAAUGUUACUGAAAAUAUGGAAGUUGAUGGCAGUAUUGAAAUCCCACCAAGCAAGGCUACAGUAUUAAGAGGCCAUGAAUCGGAGGUUUUCAUCUGCGCAUGGAAUCCGACUACUGAUUUACUGGCAUCAGGGUCCGGCGACAGUACAGCACGUAUUUGGGACAUGAGUGACAACUCUUCCUCUCCAAAUCAGCUGGUGUUACGCCACUGUAUCCAGAAAGGGGGAACAGAAGUUCCAAGCAACAAAGAUGUCACCUCCCUGGACUGGAAUUGUGAUGGGACCCUAUUAGCAACUGGUUCUUAUGAUGGCUAUGCUCGCAUUUGGACAACAGAUGGACGACUUGCUAGCACACUUGGACAGCAUAAAGGACCAAUUUUUGCAUUAAAAUGGAACAAACGAGGCAACUAUAUUCUUAGUGCUGGAGUUGAUAAGACAACUAUAAUCUGGGAUGCAGCAUCUGGACAGUGCACCCAACAGUUUUCAUUCCACUCGGCCCCUGCGCUGGAUGUUGACUGGCAGACCAAUACGAGCUUUGCAUCCUGCAGUACUGAUCAGUGUAUUCACGUCUGUAAGCUGAGUGUCGACAAACCCAUCAAAUCAUUCCAAGGCCACACAAAUGAGGUGAAUGCAAUAAAAUGGGAUCCACAAGGGAACCUUCUAGCAUCAUGUUCAGAUGACAUGACAUUGAAGAUCUGGUCCAUGAAGCAGGAAACUUGUGUCCAUGACCUGCAAGCACAUAGCAAAGAGAUCUACACGAUCAAAUGGAGCCCCACAGGUCCAGGCACUCCCAACCCAAACAUGAAUCUUAUCUUGGCAAGUGCUUCAUUUGACUCCACUGUUCGACUGUGGGACGUUGACCAUGGCGCUUGUAUUCACACACUUACCAAGCACACAGAGCCGGUAUACAGUGUGGCGUUCUCUCCUGAUGGCAAAUUUCUAGCAUCUGGUAGUUUCGAUAAGUGUGUGCAUAUCUGGUCCACACAGAGCGGGCAGCUUGUACAUAGUUACAAAGGAACAGGAGGUAUUUUUGAAGUCUGUUGGAAUUCCCGUGGUGACAAAGUUGGGGCAAGUGCAUCUGAUGGAAGUGUGUUUGUGUUGGAUCUGCGCAAACUCUGAAGAUCUGAUGUAACACAUGUUAGCUAUUACUGCUUUUUGGUGAUAUACCCAUGGAGAGAAUACAGAAUCAUCAAAUGAAAAUGAGUUCAAAGGCAUGAAUGGAUGGCAAUGAUAGGUUAAUGUGAAGCCUGGAAACUGUCUUGAUGGUAACCCAUUUCAGUCAGAAUUUGAGGGGAUGGAAUGGCCAUAAGCACAUUGCAUACAUAUUGACAUAAGUGCAUCACUGAACAGUGAAGUGUAUGCACAGUAAUAAGGACAGAAUUCUGAAAAAUUGACAACAGACUCUGUGGCUGACAGUCGAUAAAGAUGACUUCUGAUGGAUCUGUAAUGUUAAGUUGCGGACUGUGGUCUGUUGUUGCAAAGUGUGGUUUGAGAUGCUAUUGAUAAUGAACUUUCUCCACAAUAUAUGAAGUGGGAUCACACAACGCAGAGAUUGCUGUUACUGAGGAUUUCCUCAAUGUGACAUACUGCAAUGCCCACAAGGUUAAGACUGCUUUAGAAAAGGCAGGUCCAGGAGGUGCCAUGGCCUGUUUUUAAGUACAAUCUCAGCAUUUAUAUGAAGAAAAGCAGUAUACAUUUGCACACCGUUUCUGUAACUGUAUAUUAUGCAAUAAAAUUGAAAACUACUGCAAAGAAUA